ACACAGGUGCAAGACCACUGACGACCACCAGAGACCCUUGAGGACCACCGACUCAAAUCACUGAGCAUGCGUGACGGGGAGGAGAAUAUGGAAAUGAUUUCCCAGAAAUGAUUAUCAUAGGACUGCCUUUUCUUGGAAAUAUAAUGAAUAUGUAUAUUUUGAUUCUAUAUAACCUGUGUGUUGGUGAUCACCUGGCAUGCACGUUGGGUGGAGCUAUCCCCCGUGCAUCCAGCGCUGCAAUAAAGAAUGCCUGCCUUUUAACACUACAUUGGUGUUACGAGGUUUAUUCCCGGAUUUCGGUGACAGUUUUGGCGACCCAGGUGGGACACUGCUUUUGAACCUCGACGGAUCCGUGGGAUCGCAGGACCUCCAGCCAGCACCGGGGAAUUCUCGGGGAGAACCUCCGAUCCCCGGACCGAAGAGCUUUGAGCAAGACCCCUGGGAGAGGAAAGACCCUCGAAGCGCUUAGAAGAUAUAUUGUGCUGACCAGGCCGCUUGCUCUUGAUACGCCUGUACAUCCAUACCAGCCGGGUGACUUUGUGUAUAUAAGGACAUGGGGUUCUGAACCACUCCAGGAGAAGUGAAAGGAACCUUUCCAGAUACUGUUAACAACUUAUACCGCGAUCAAGGUAGAAGGAGUGGAGCCUUGGAUUCACUACACUCGAGUAAAGAAGGCACCACCAGAUCAGUGGACAUGUAUGCAAGAGGGACCUUUGAAACUUAGACUGUGUAAAAAUUCUAAGGAUCAAUUUCUUUAGCCUAUUAUCUAUUGAAUUAUGAAUAUUAUGAAUUGUUUGAUUAGACUGAUAACACUUUUUUGUAUUUCAUCACUAAUUUGUAGCCAAAGAAAUACAGAAUGGCCAUGGUCCCAAGCUGUUGUCCAAUAUACCGGGAGUGUGGGACCAUAUCCCAAAGACCGUUCCCCAAAUUUAGCCACUGUAAUAAUGCAUGAAUCUGAAGUUUACCACCCACCUGAGUGGGCAUGGGACAGAAAGGACUGGGUCCGUGUCUUGACUGGAGCAAUUGGGGAAAGAAUUCAAGUAGGAUGUAGAAAGAUGGAAGGAUCUCUUCAUGAGAAAGCUUCCUCAAUUACCAUCUCCGGAAACCUAUUAGACCCUAGUUCUAAUAUUACGAGACUCUGUCCCACCACUGAAUGGAAAUGUAACAAGCAAAAUUCGCUCAUUACGUGUUGCCGCCAACAGAAUGUCGGUAACUACUCUUUAGACCCUAGUACCAAUAAUGUUGAAAUCACCAAAUCCUGUAUUAAGGAACAAGGAGAUUGUUGAUAUAAUUUUACUUUAACUAAACCAGUUUAUGUGGUGUGCAACUGACGACCUAAUCCAUUGACAGGAGGACUGUCAGGUCGUAUAUUUAAAUUCAAAAUAAAUGCUGUAACUAAACCCCUAGUGAUGCUUGUUGCAGUAGUCACGCAUGCUGAUACAGAUACUCUCUUUACGUUAACUAGUAAAGGUGAAGUCACCCCCUCUUUUAUGGUACCACAAGGAAAUGACAUCACAAUAAGAUGCAGAUUAAUCACUGAAUCUCGCAUUGAACCUAUAAACAGUUAUGAAAUUGGACCACAUGGCCCUAUUUUGUGUAAAAAUCAAAAUUUAGACUGUUGGUUAAAUUUGACUGCUGUACAAUACUCCCAUAAAGUAAUAUGUGGUAAAAAUAAUACCAAAUACUGGGGAGAACUUAAAAUAGAUGUCAUAAUACCUACUACCCAACCAAUUGUUGCGCUUAAUUCGAAAAUCUUUGAAAUUGGACCGUAUGUGAUUAGAAAUACAGGCUUGCAACAAAUGUUGUUUAACCCGGCAUGGUCUCUCAAACGAGUUGAAUUGUCAAUGCGAAACAAUGUUUCAAAUAUUCAACCAGCUUGUUCACCUUUCUUAAAAAUUUCAUAUGAGAGAUGGACAACCUGGCUACAGAAACAAACUCUUACUAUGAAAAGGACACGGAGAGACUUGACCGGUGUUUCGGGAACAGGAUUGGGAGUUUUAAAUAGCAUUGAUUCAGAAGUAAUAAUGAACAAAUUGGCAGCUUCAGUAAGUGAUUUGGCUAAAUUACAACAACCCUUACGAUCUUCUUUAUUGGCUCUAAGAACUAACCAGUGGCUGUUGUCAAAUAUAUUGCCAACAUGGGAAAGAAUAAAUAUAAGGGACCACAAAUUAGUUACAGACGCACUUGGGGUGGUCCAGAAUAACCUCUCUUUGGCUCUUAGUUGUAUCCAGGCUCAAUUAUGGAUGCAGUCGGUAGCCGCCUCAAUUAUAAGAGAAGGUGAAGAAGGCACUCUCCCCACUGAAAUUAGGAAAAUAGUUUGGGACAGUGCUACUGAUUUUGAGAAAGAACUCCAGUCCUGGUGGAGCCUGGUAAACUUUACUUAUGAUCCCGUUACAAACACAGCUACAACUUUUGUGCUCACUAUAUCUAAUGCUACUAUAUACUCAAUUUAUCCCAUUGUCGCAUUAGGGUUGAACCACAACGGAACUAUACUCUAUCCUUCCGAGCAUAGAGUAUGGGCCCGAAAAAUGAAUGAAAAAUGGCAAACUGUUAAUUUGGAAUCUUACAUCGUGCGAGAACAACAAGGAUUUGUCUGUGAAGAUAAUGCAAUUGAAACACAAGAUAUUUGCCUGGAUAGUGAACAAAAUAUUUGCCAUUUUGAGGUUCAUCCUAACGAGAACCCUAAAACAGUUAUUAUAUAUAUUGGUAAGGGCUGUGUAUGUUUAAGGACUAUUUGUGAUUCUUUAUAUGUAGAUAAGAUAGUCGUAGAGAUUAAAAAUCAUUCAAAUUUUUGUGUUUGUAAUUUUACUAAGAUUGAUGGAUGUGACUUUUCUUAUUUGACCCCAGUCACAUCUCACCAACUUUUGCAGUCCAAUUACAUGUUGAUUCAUGAAUUAUUACCCAUACCCAUUGGAAUGAAUCUCGCUUUAGUAAAACAAUUAUUACAACACAAGGAUUUGAUUGCAAUUCUGAAAAAAAUUAGGGAAAACGGACAAAACACCCUAAUAACUGUUCAUCACAAUGUGAAAGAAAUACACCGAGUUUUUGAAAGAGCGCAGAGAGAUGCAGAACUUAGAUGGUGGGACACACUUUUCGGAUGGUCACCUACUGCUACAGGCAUCCUAAACAAGUUGUGUCACCCCAUCGUGAUUCUCUUAAUAUUGGUUUUGAUCAGUUUGAUUUUGUCAGCAAUAUUGUAUGUCAUAGCCUGGAAAAUGAUAAAUCGGUUAACAUAUCUGAGAAAACAAAUUACUCGUGAAGCUUCUUUCACUCAUAUGAUCGUCCAAGCUGUUGCAAAACAGCAAAAAAGACAAACAAUCCCAGAGUUUCCUCCAACAUAGAAAAUAAUUAGUAUAAUGAAAGUAUUGAAAUAAUUUUCAAAACUUUCAAAGGGGGGAAAUGUCACAUAUAUUUUGACAAAGCAAUCAAAAGUUGAUUAUAUAAAAGUUAGGAUAAUUUGAUUAUAUUUGUAACUUAAAGUUAUAAGGUAGCUAUAGAAUCAGAUUGGGAAAAUUAGUUUGUAACCAAGGUAAUAGGUAAUGAAGCUAACUGACCAUGGCAAGAUACAAUGCUGCUAUGUUCCUUGUACAGUCCCUACCCAACCGGACAAUAGGCCCGGGAGUAUUAAUCUUAUGAAGUAAGUUGCUAUGGGUAGAUGCACCUACAACAAGGGU
Molecule: messenger RNA, 3674 nt
Organism: Grus americana (Whooping crane)
Lineage: Eukaryota; Metazoa; Chordata; Aves; Gruiformes; Gruidae
Exons: 2
Coding region: 1410-3341 (643 amino acids)
Source: RefSeq, a predicted model, not a curated record